Exserohilum turcica Et28A is the source of this 195-nucleotide messenger RNA. RefSeq lists its product as uncharacterized. The record is from RefSeq and is a predicted model, not a curated record. Lineage: Eukaryota; Fungi; Ascomycota; Dothideomycetes; Pleosporales; Pleosporaceae. The transcript has a single exon. The coding region runs from base 1 to 195 and encodes 64 amino acids.
AUGUACGUACACUACACAGGCACAGCUGCCACGACCACUACCUGUCUGUACACCUACGCGGCUAUCUAUAGGUUCCGCUUUUCUAAGCACUCGUCCCGCCCCUUAGCACGGCAAGCCAAAAUUCCCCAAAGCGGAGUGUGCAGGGGCCGUCGCGCCGCCCACCCGCAUCGCUUCCUCCAGCCCAGUCCCGUCUGA